AUGGAGUCUACAUUCUCCGCCACGGCGACAGCGAUGGCCAGAACCGGUGGUCCUUCGUUGCCUCUCCUCACUAUCUCUAAAGCUCUUAACCGCCACUUUUCUGGCUCAAGGCACCUCCAUCCUCUGUUGCUAGCUCGCUCCUCCCCUGUCGCGCGCCGUCUUGUUGGAUUUCACGCCAGCCCAAUUACGUCGUCCGCGUUGAGAAGCUUGGGAGCUGCUGUUCUGCCUGUAAUCCGACACCGUUUGCAGUGCUUGUCCAGCUCAUCUCCUUCCUUCAGGAGUAUCUCCAGUGGCGGCGGCGGCGGUGCAGGAUUCGGCGGGUACAACGGUGGAGGUGGCGGAGGCGGCGGCGGAAGAUCGGAUAGUGGUGAUUCCAAGUCUAAAUUAGGUGUUGGAGCAGGUGAUAGUGUCUCUCUUCCGUCGUCAGAUAUCAUUAUUCUCGAUGUUGGAGGGAUGACAUGUGGAGGUUGUUCUGCAAGUGUGAAGAAAAUACUGGAAAGCCAACCUCAAGUUGCUUCUGCUAGUGUUAAUCUCACGACGGAGACAGCAAUAGUGUGGCCUGUAGCGGAAGCUAAAAGUGUACCUGAUUGGCAAAAGACUUUAGGCGAGACGCUUGCAAAUCAUCUCACCAAUUGCGGCUUUCAGUCUACUCCUCGAGGGGAAGUUCCUGAAGAUAUUGCUGGAGAGAUUGCACCUUGA
Messenger RNA from Microthlaspi erraticum, 699 nucleotides. The record is from the annotation of a GenBank genome assembly. Lineage: Eukaryota; Viridiplantae; Streptophyta; Magnoliopsida; Brassicales; Brassicaceae.